CAGCUGAGGCUCACCUACAUGUGUCCAUGCCUGUCCUCUGGUCCCCUCCUCACUGGCUGAAGACAGGACUACAGUGCGUUUGGUUGCGCGGCGCUGGAGGCAGGAAGGUGCGGAGAACCAGAGAGAGGACAGGACUUCCCAAAAACACAACAAAAGGAUUUUAGGACCUAUUUGCCCGUCAUUCAAAGCUCCUGCUCUGUCUAGGCUGGGCAAGAGAGCAGCAAACACCUGCAGGGCCUCAUCAGCGCCCCAGCCCUUCCUUACUGCAGCAUGGGCAACUUCUCCAGCAAGGACGGCCAUGGACCCACAGGAGCCCAUGUGGAUAUUUUCCACACUCCUCCUACCUCUCCAGUCAACGAUGUGGCCAGCGUCCCUCACCUUCUACAACCCAGUCCACCCCAACCUUCCCCCGCCGUCACAGUUUUAGCCCCAGUCCCAGUCUUAACAUCCACUGGAAAGAAAUCACAACCCAGCAAGACCCCUGCGACACACACUGCUCCUCCUGAUUGGAAGCCCCCUCCGCCCGUCACCUCAAACAGCUCUGCGAUUGGGCCUGGAGUGAGCCCGGUACAGAGCAACCCAGGCAGUCCUGCAGCAUCCAUAGGACAGGUUGCUAUUGGGCGGAAUGGGGGUCCCUCUACCUCCAGUCCCAGGACGCCGGUUUCCCCAGGAAACAGUGUGGCCGUCAGCCCGACAACGAGCCCUUCACCCCAGGAGAGCUCAUCACCUGUGGCCAGCUCCUCUCGGCUGAGCUGGAAGGAGAGGGACAGCGGCCUCAGUCAGUCUCUGCUGCCGAGUAACGAGGCUGGCGGCGAGAGUCGGGAGAGGAGAUGGAGAGACUGUUGGAGGAGUGUAGGACAACACUGGGCAUCACUAGCAGUCAGGAUGAACCCACGACUACAGCCGAAAUACUGAAGCACCUGCUGACAGAAGUGAAGAGUUUGAGGAGUACAUUGGAGACAGAGCGGGGUGAGUGGCUGCAGUUCCAGGCUGACCUGCAGGUGGCGGUCGCCGUGGCGGACCGCCUGCGAGCUGAGGCAGAGGAAGAGUUGACGGCGCUCCGGACGGCCCACAAGGACGUUGAGAGGGAGCUGGUCGCUGCCCAGCAGAGGCAGAAGGAGGCCGAUGUGCAACUGGUCACUCUGAGGGGGGAGCUGAAGGAGAGCAGGCUGAGGCUGGCUGCUCUCACCGAGGCUCAGGGCAAAACUGACAUCCAGGCUCCAACUCAGGCACCCGAGAGGCCCCGCGCCGAAACCACCAACUCCAACAGCUGGGACGGAAGCCAGAGGGGCAGGGAGAGGGGGUCACACAGGUUGGGACGAGAGGGGACGGAAAGUGAGAGUCAGAAUGAAGGAGUGAAGCUUGUUGUCCCGGAGGAGGCUAAAACAGACUCGAAGGGCGUGGCCAAGCGGUAUCUGAGAAAUGUGACCAAUGAGGAUAGGAGUGGUGAGGAGGCUCGGGCCAAUGAGACACGGAGGACGAUAACGACGGAGAGGUCAAGGAGCCUGUCCAGACUCCCCAUGUCCUCAGACUCCCCCGCUGUGCAGAAUGGGACCUCCCAGUCCAACACAGGCACAACAGCUGCAUCUACAAACAAGAACUUUGGCCAGGUCAGAGGGCGAAGAAACCUGGAUUGGCAAGACAGCAGGUCAAGCACUGACACAGGGAAACGAGAAGAGUCCCUCAACAAAUACAACUCUGCUCUGACUGAGCUUCCUCCCACUAAAUCCCAGGAUGGUUUCAACCUGCUGCUGCGUCGCCAUGGAGGCUCGAAGAGGAACUCGCUGCUCCGCUGGUGUCAGAGCCGAACUCAAGGCUACAAGAACAUUGAAAUCACCAACUUCAGCAGCAGCUCUGAUGGUCUGGCAUUUUGUGCUGUCUACCACACCUACCUCCCCUCACACAUCCCUUACUGCACCCUUAGCCCAGAGAGCAAGAGGGAGAAUCUCAGUCUGGCGUUCACAGGAGAGAAUGUUGGGAUUGCACAAUCACUGACAGUGGAGGAGAUGCUGAGAGCUGGUGGUCCUGACUGGCAAAGGGUCCUGAGCUAUGUGGAGAGCAUGUACCGUCACUUUGAGAUGUGACUACUGGAGGCACAGGCGAAUAAUCAGGACUCAGCAAAAUAAACACUAUCAGUAGCCUAGCAUGACGGCUCCCUCAGUACCAGCUUUCUAUACAUUUGCGGGAUGUCUGAGAUUUUAAGAGACCAAUGUUCUGCUGCUUGUGCAGUCUUAGCAGCUGUGGCAGCGUAUUUAAAAAAUGCAGGACUGUCACUGACAAGGCCACCGAUGGCCGUUCAGAAUAUCAGGAUUUGUUACAGCAGCGCCCCUUUGAGCAAAGUACUGUAUGUGCAGGUUGAGUUGCUGUAAAUGUCUCCACACUGGUACUUCCCUGGCAGAAAGUACUGUAUUACAUCAUGUCCUUGACCAAACUGUGAGCAGUCCCCCAACUGUGCAUCAAGCUUAUCUGCCAGUUCGCUGUGCCUUUAACUCCUCUGUGAUCUGUUGCAAAGAUUAUCAUGGUUUCUGGGCCCAUUUUAGCACUCUGUAAAUAUGCACUUUUGUCAGCACUUUGUUCAUGUAAUAUAGGAGGAUGUCUAGAUAUUAUAGAGCUGCUGUAGUCUUCUGUGGUCUCAGAGGGCAUUUUAGUAGCAAGACUGCAGUUCAGCAGGCAUUGUGUAUGAAAAUCUGUCUGAGAACAAGUUUCUUAUCUUGUAAUUAAAGUUGGAGUAGCAGUGAGGGCUUUUCAUGGAAAAUACAGGUACGAACAGACCUGUGUCAAACCGAUAGCACCCUCCACCUUUUUACAAGUGGGCUAGACGUUGCAUUACUAGGAAGCAAAGAGCAACAAUAUACAGUAUAUUCAUGUUUGCAGAACCAGUUUCAGUGCCUUUUAGCAUCUCAUUAGGGCGAAUCCAGUGCAUUUAUCAUCACUGACAGGCCCCCAGACUCCAGCAGCACUGACACACACACUGCCCGGCUCUCAUAAAGGAGCUCUGCCUAGGGCGACUAAUAAAUGAUAUUAAUAAGACAGGUUCAAAUCUCAGUUUGUACUGUGUCGUGCCAAAGACCUAUUGCCAAAUAUUGGAGGCUUUUUGUUGAAUAUGAUAAUUGUAAAACAUGUUUAUAUGUAACUAGUGUGAAGAUGAAUUGAUACCAAAGAAAUAAAAUGUUGAUUGUGGAACA
This is a messenger RNA of Myripristis murdjan (pinecone soldierfish), 3185 nucleotides long. Its product is annotated as cytospin-A. NCBI's taxonomy places the organism in Eukaryota, Metazoa, Chordata, Actinopteri, Holocentriformes, Holocentridae. Gene Ontology annotation, molecular function: protein binding. The record is from RefSeq and is a predicted model, not a curated record.